Phymastichus coffea is the source of this 1432-nucleotide messenger RNA. RefSeq names its product m7GpppN-mRNA hydrolase (gene DCP2). The transcript is spliced from 5 exons. Gene Ontology annotation, molecular function: RNA binding; 5'-(N(7)-methylguanosine 5'-triphospho)-[mRNA] hydrolase activity; manganese ion binding. The record is from RefSeq and is a predicted model, not a curated record. Gene Ontology annotation, biological process: deadenylation-dependent decapping of nuclear-transcribed mRNA; nuclear-transcribed mRNA catabolic process, nonsense-mediated decay. Lineage: Eukaryota; Metazoa; Arthropoda; Insecta; Hymenoptera; Eulophidae. The coding region runs from base 143 to 1432 and encodes 429 amino acids. Gene Ontology annotation, cellular component: P-body; cytoplasm.
AAUGCAAGUGCGCAGUAACUACGGUCGCAGUAAACUUUUGUUUUGAUUAUUCUAUUGGGCAAAGUAAUGUCCAAAAGUUGCCGUUAAACUAUUCUUACAAUUAAGUUUUCUUUGCUGAUCGUACUAAAAAGUAUAAUUUAAUAUGUCGGAACACGCUAUCCCGCUUGACAUUCUUGAUGAUUUGAGCAGUCGCUUCAUCAUCAAUAUCCCUGAAGAAGAACGAAAAGAUCACAUCCGUAUAUGUUUCCAAAUAGAAUUGGCUCAUUGGUUUUAUUUAGAUUUUUAUUGUACAGAAGAAAAUCCAAAAUUGAAAUCAUGUGGAAUGAAAGAAUUUACAAAUCAUAUAUUUAGGCAUAUUCCUUAUCUAAAACCACAUUUCCCUCGUGUUGAUGCAAUUUUAGAUCAAUGGCGUGAAUAUAAACAAAAUGUACCAACAUUUGGAGCCAUAGUUUUGAAUGAAGAUUUAACCAAAGUUUUACUUGUUCAAAGUUAUUGGGCUAAAAGUAGUUGGGGCUUCCCUAAAGGUAAAAUUAAUGAAGAUGAAGAUCCUUCCCAUUGUGCAGUUCGAGAAGUUUUGGAAGAAACUGGUUUUGACAUUUCUAAUUUCAUUGAUAAGAAUGAAUAUAUUGAGUCUGUCAUCAAUGACCAACUUGUAAGAUUAUACAUAAUAUCAGGAGUACAAAAAGAUACCAAGUUCCAACCCAAAACACGUAAAGAAAUCAAGAGUGUGGAAUGGUUCGAUUUAGAAAGUUUGCCUAAUAAUAAAAAGGAUAUGACACCAAAAGUAAAAAUAGGAGUUGGACCAAAUGCAUUUUUUAUGGUUUGCCCUUUUGUCAAACGCGUGAAACGUUGGGUCCAGGACAAACAACAAAAAGAAAAGAGUGCAUCAACUACCCAAGCUAAAAGAAAUCGCCAUAAAUCUAUUGGAGAUAUUGAUUCUAGCACUAAAAAUAAACGGUCACAAACUGUUACAAAAAAUGAUGGAGUAGAUUAUAAAUAUCAGCGUCAAGUUAAUACAUCCCCUGUGCAAAAUCGCCAAAAAACACAUGAUUAUAAAAAUACAUCGUCUAAAGGAGCAUUCAAGCGUAAUUUGUUUGGCGAACAAAGUGGAGAACAGUCUCCACCAGCUUUAGCAAAACAAUUGAUAGAAAGUCCAUUGAAAUCUAAGUCUAAUAUAUUUUUGAAAGACACAACAAACUUGGUUGUCAAACGGUCAGAAAAUAUCAACAAAACACCAAUAGGAAACAAAGAAAAAAAAGAAAAUGUCAAGUCAAAUUCUGGAAAAUUGACUCGAAAAAUGACAGAAAAAUCGAUGACUUAUCAGUUAACAAUACCACAGGUGUCAAGAGAUUAUUUUGGAGCAUUUGAUUUUAAAGCACAAGUUUGGAUGAAUUUUAAAUUUGAAAAAAAGUCUAUACUUGGUUGCUUGUAA